CGCCGCCUCCUCCUCGGCCUCCUCAGCCUCCUCCGCCUCCUCCUCGGCCUCCUCCGCCCCCGCCCCCGCCGGAGACAUGAUCGACACCCCCUCCCAGGUCCUCAACUUCGAAGAGAUCGACUACAAAGAGAUCGAGGUGGAAGAGGUUGUCGGAAGGGGUGCUUUCGGGGUGGUCUGCAAAGCCAAAUGGAGAGCUAAAGAUGUGGCCAUCAAACAAAUAGAAAGCGAAUCCGAGAGGAAAGCCUUCAUUGUAGAGCUUCGACAGUUAUCCCGUGUGAAUCAUCCUAACAUCGUGAAGUUAUAUGGUGCUUGCUUGAAUCCAGUAUGUCUCGUUAUGGAGUAUGCUGAAGGAGGCUCUCUCUACAAUGUGCUCCAUGGUGCCGAGCCCUUACCGUACUACACUGCCGCCCACGCGAUGAGUUGGUGUUUGCAGUGCUCCCAGGGAGUGGCCUAUCUUCACAGCAUGCAGCCCAAAGCCCUCAUCCACCGAGACCUCAAACCGCCCAACCUGCUACUGGUAGCCGGAGGGACAGUCCUAAAAAUCUGUGACUUUGGCACUGCAUGUGACAUACAGACACACAUGACCAAUAACAAGGGAAGUGCUGCGUGGAUGGCACCCGAAGUGUUUGAAGGUAGCAAUUACAGUGAAAAAUGUGACGUGUUCAGUUGGGGUAUUAUCCUUUGGGAAGUGAUAACCCGCAGGAAACCCUUUGAUGAGAUUGGUGGUCCAGCUUUCCGCAUAAUGUGGGCAGUUCAUAAUGGUACUCGACCACCGCUGAUCAAAAAUUUACCAAAACCUAUUGAGAGUUUAAUGACUCGGUGUUGGUCUAAGGAUCCUUCGCAACGACCUUCCAUGGAGGAAAUUGUGAAAAUAAUGACACAUUUGAUGCGGUACUUUCCAGGAGCAGAUGAGCCUCUGCAGUAUCCUUAUCAAUAUUCAGAUGAAGGACAAAGCAAUUCUGCCACCAGCACAGGCUCAUUCAUGGACAUCACAUCUACAAAUACAAGUAACAAAAGUGACACGAACUUGGAGCAAGUCCCAGCCACGAAUGAUACCAUUAAGCGUUUAGAAUCAAAGUUGGCACAAACGAUGAAGAACCAGGCGAAGCAGCAGAGCGACACUGGGCGCUUAAGCUUGGGAGCAUCUCGUGGGAGCAGCGUGGAGAGCCUGCCCCCGUCGGAGAGCAAGCGGAUGAGCGCAGACAUGUCUGAAAUAGAAGCGAGAAUAGCCACGACCACAGCCUAUUCCAAGCCUAAACGGGGCCAUCGUAAAACUGCUUCAUUUGGCAACAUUCUGGAUGUCCCUGAGAUCGUCGUAUCAGCAGGCAACGGGCAGCCGAGGCGAAGAUCUGUUCAGGACCUCAGUGUGGCUGGAACCGAACCCAAUCAGGUGAGCAGUAGAUCAUCGAGCCCCAGCGUCAGAAUGAUCACCACCUCAGGACCAACGUCGGAGAAGCCAGCCCGCAGCCACCCGUGGACACCCGAUGAUUCUGCAGAUACAAAUGGAUCCGAUAACUCUAUCCCAAUGGCCUAUCUCACCCUGGAUCAUCAGUUGCAGCCUCUUGCACCAUGCCCAAACUCCAAAGAAUCUAUGGCUGUGUUUGAACAGCACUGUAAAAUGGCACAAGAAUAUAUGAAAGUGCAGACAGAAAUCGCCCUACUGUUGCAGAGAAAGCAAGAGCUAGUAGCAGAACUGGACCAGGAUGAAAAAGAUCAGCAAAACACAUCUCGUCUGGUACAAGAGCAUAAAAAGCUUUUAGAUGAAAACAAAAGUCUUUCUACAUACUUCCAGCAAUGCAAAAAGCAGCUGGAGGUCAUUAGAAGUCAACAGCAGAAGCGGCAAGGCACUUCCUGAUUCCCCACACCUCUGAAUUGAAAAUUCUGCACGGAAAAAGAAACUCUCUUCUUAAUCCCUACGUCGACAAUCCAUGAGUGUUACCUUUUUGGAGUGUUCCAAGGUUCCGGUGCCUAGAUUUGUCUGCUGCGUAUGGUACAUCGUAUAUUUCCGCUGUUACGGCGGACACACAGUUCAGCAAACUCAGUGGACAGCCAGAGGUGUCCGUGACUUCAAAAAACAGCGGCAGUCACCAGAUGUAGCGAACCGGGCCGUACGCGCGUUUCCGUUGUGACGGCUGACCUAGCGAAAACGAGAGAGCUCAAAAAUGACGGCCUAAAGUGAGCUCUUCUUGGAUUCCAUCUUUGGGGGCCACCUCAGAGCAAAACGAACUGGGUUUGAGAAUGGUUUUGUUCGUACUUCUCAACUCAAACUGAAAAGGCGUGUUUUGAGAUAAAAGCGUGUAUCCUACAAGUUAGCCAGGGAGUGUACUUUCUAGAGAGACUGGUGGGCGGGGGGGAUUUUUUCAAAGGCAUUUUUGGCCCCCCCAGAGGCUCAACAAAAAGCCUGGAUCAAUCAGACGCUAUUUUCCCCAGCUGGGUGUUUUUGCCCUCAUCACUUCUGACCUUCCCUCUGUGUCACAAGAGACUCGAUUGCCUUCCUUACUUAGAAAAGAGAGAAGCCCUGCCUAAUAAACAUUGGGCAAGACCUUAAUGGGGGCAGUGGGGGGCAAAACGUGGGGGCCUCUUGUUUAAAACGAAAAAUAAUAAAUGUAUUUUAAGCGUGUGAUUGGAAGUGUGAUUGUGUGUUAAGACUUUUAAAGCUUUUGUGCCUCUUGCAUCCCUUAAAUGAAAUUAAAAGCAAAUGGCUCAUCCAGUUUGAAUUAUCAUUCUCUCCUGCUUUUCACCAAGUAAAAGAACCACCAGUAUCUAUCCCCAGCACAGAAUAUUCGAUUUGAAUCAAAAUACUGGGACCCGUGAAGUGAUAUUUUUCCCUUGCUCCCAAGGAAAAUGCCAAAAUAUGGAGAGGCCGGGGAGGAGGUGAAAAGAAAGCUUUCUCCCCCCGAUUAUACCUGUAAUUCAAACAAUCUGUGUUCCAAGUAAGCCUCCUGUAGAAGCGUACUGUCUUUUUGAUUGAAAAGUAAAAACUGCAUUGCAACCCGUC
This is a messenger RNA of Tachyglossus aculeatus (Australian echidna), 2998 nucleotides long. It is a transcript of the gene MAP3K7, whose product is annotated as mitogen-activated protein kinase kinase kinase 7. The transcript is spliced from 17 exons. Bases 77 to 1855 code for a protein of 592 amino acids. Lineage: Eukaryota; Metazoa; Chordata; Mammalia; Monotremata; Tachyglossidae. Gene Ontology annotation, molecular function: MAP kinase kinase kinase activity; ATP binding; magnesium ion binding. Gene Ontology annotation, biological process: JNK cascade; positive regulation of canonical NF-kappaB signal transduction; protein phosphorylation. The record is from RefSeq and is a predicted model, not a curated record.